Molecule: messenger RNA, 1892 nt
Organism: Lonchura striata (white-rumped munia)
Lineage: Eukaryota; Metazoa; Chordata; Aves; Passeriformes; Estrildidae
Product: inhibin subunit beta C
Cellular component (GO): extracellular region
Molecular function (GO): cytokine activity; growth factor activity; hormone activity
Source: RefSeq, a predicted model, not a curated record
AUGUCCCCGCUCCGCGCCCCCGGAGCAGCAGCACCAUCGGCCCGGCUCCACCUUAACCGGAGCGGCCUCGCCACUCUGGCCGCGCCGGGCGGCUCCGGCGGAGCGCAGGGGCGUUUAUCUCUGCCGGGAUCAGCCAAUAUUUGUGGCCACGUCAGGAGAACGAGCCCAUCCUCGCCCCGUGCUCCCGCUCAGUCCAGUUCUGCCACUCUGCUCCGCUCCCUCGCCCGCCGGCUCAUCCCAUUCUGCUUCUCGGACACCGCUGGCCUCGCACGCUGUCGCCUCUCGCCACGGGAGAUGAUGGUCACCGUGGCUCUCCUUCUCCUGAGCCUCCUCCGGACGGCUGCUGCCAAGGGCGAGUGGUGCCCGGCCUGCGGGGUGGCCGCGCUGGCUCCCGGAGCGCAGCGGGACGCGCUCCUGGCGCUGGCCAAGCGGAGCAUCCUGGCCAAGCUCGGUUUACCGGGCAGGCCCAGCGUGCCGCAGCCGCCGUCCCGGGGAGCCCUCCUGACCGCGCUCCGCAGGAUGCGAGCGCAGCGCUCGGACGCGGCCGCCAGCCCCGGGAUGCUCCGGGACGGCCGCGUCCCUGCCCGGCCCGGGAUGCGGCUGCAGGAGUACGAGAUGCUGAGCUUCGCCGAGCAGGGGUCCUCCACAUCCCACAGCGUCCGCCUGCAUUUCCGCUUCUCCCAGGAGGUGGCCGGGAGCACUGAGAUCCAGCAGGCCACCCUGUACCUGUUCUGGGCCGCCCCCGGCCGCGGGGCACAGCCCGUCACCGUCAGGCUCCUGCAGCCCGAGCCGGCGGGGCCCAACUCGACAGCGGCCAGCGAGACGCGGCUGGAGGUGCGGAGCCCCGGCUGGACCACGCUGGACAUCGGAGCGGCUGUCCGGAGCCUCUUCGGCCAGCAGACCCCGCGGCUCACGGUGGAACUGGAGGUGCCAGAGGACUGGGGUUCCCCUCUCCCGUCCGAUUCCCACUGGCCGUUUGUGGUGGCCCAAGCCCGGGCCAGGACCCCGCACCGCGUCCGUCGGCGCGGCGUCGAUUGCGGCGCGGACUCGCGGAUGUGCUGCCGCCGGGAAUUCUUUGUGGACUUCAAGGAGAUCGGCUGGGAGGACUGGAUCAUCCAGCCCGAGGGGUACCACAUGAAUUACUGCGCGGGGCUGUGCCCGCUGCACAUGGCCGGAAUUCCCGGCCUCGCCGCCUCCUUCCACACCGCCGUCCUCAACCGCAUCAAGGCGGCGAGCGCGGCGGCGGCCGUGGAUUCCUGCUGCGUUCCCACCCAGCGCCGGCCCCUCUCCCUGCUCUACUACGACCGCGACAGCAACAUCGUCAAGACCGACAUCCCCGACAUGAUCGUGGACUCCUGCGGCUGCACCUGAGCCGAGCCGGAGCGGCUGGGAGGACGGGACACGGCGGGACGGGGCUCCCGGCUCCCGGCUGGGAGGGAGGAGCUCUGCCGGGGGGGUUUCUCCUCCUGCGGGUGAAGCAUCGAGGGUGAUGCUGAAUGUGCGAGUCCCCUCCUAUCGCACCUCCCACACGGCUUCGUAUCUGCCCAUGGACUCUUCUCACAGCCCCUCUGACUGGCUCCUGAUGGAGUUCGGAGGGACUGAUGGACUGACAGACUUCUACUGGAUGCUGCAGAGGCCGGGUCAGGACCGUCCCAGCCCAAGGUUCUGGUGCGCCCUGGGUGCAGCUCCAUCAGCACAGGACCCUCCAGUGGCCACCUGGGCUGUGGGGCUGGCGAGGACAGAGGACAGGGGUCACCCCAUGGCCCCACUCAGCUGGACACGCGGCUGAGCAGGGAGAGGAGAGGGAAAUCAGUCCCAGUGGGAGGAAUGUUCUCUCUCUCCAAGCAUCCCAGCUGGCUGCUGUUCAAUAAAGACUCCCAGUGGUGUGUGCA